GGAGGAGCAGCCGCCGCCGCCGCCCAGGAUGCGAUGGGGAACUGCUGGGCGCAGAGCUGCUGCGGGCUGCUCCUCCGCAGGGAAGCGGGCCGGCUCCAGCGAGGCGGAGGGUCGAAGUACUUUAGAACAUGUUCAACAGGAGAGCACUUCACUAUAGAGUUUGAGAACCUCGUGGAAAGUGAUGAGGGGGAAAGCCCAGGAAGCAGUCACAGACCUUUGACUGAAGAAGAAAUUGCUGAUUUGAAAGAGAGGCAUUACGAUUCCAUUGCUGAAAAACAGAGAGCUGUUGAUAUGAAACUGCAAUCUGAGUUAGCCUUACAAGAGGAGAAGUUAAGAAUAGAAGAGGAGGCUUUAUAUGCUGCACAACGUGAAGCAGCCAGGGCAGCAAAGCAGAAAAAGCUCUUGGAGCGUAGACAGCAGAGGAUAGCACAGAGAACACAUGUCCUUAAUAACGGAGACUAUCAAAGCUCUGUGACAGAGGAAGAUUUUGAUUCCUUCUUAAGAAAUACAAAAUUCCAGUAUGAAGCUUUUCGAAGUAGCAGACUUUCAUCUGAUGCUACAGUGCUGACACCAAACACAGAGAGCAGUUGUGACUUAAUGACCAAAACAAAAUCAACGAGUGGAAAUGAUGACAGCACUUCAUUAGAUUUAGAAUGGGAAGAUGAAGAAGGCAUGAACAGAAUGAUUCCAAUGAGAGAACGCUCAAAAACAGAAGAAGACAUACUCCGGGCAGCACUGAAAUUUAAUAGCAAGAAGACAGGAAGUAAUCCAGCUUCAGCCUCUGAUGAUUCUAAUGGAUUGGAGUGGGAGAAUGACUUUGUUAGUGCUGAAAUGGAUGAUAAUGGCAAUUCGGAAUAUGCUGGAUUUGUAAAUCCUGUAUUAGAUUUGUCUACAUCAGAUGUAAGGACAUCUGAUUCUGAUCAACAGGACAGGUAGUGAAACUGUGGCCCUUGUUUGUGACCAAAUGUUUAAAAGUGAAAUAGAAUGUACAAAAACAUAUUGCUCUUUUAUAGCACUGUUUCCUUCUUUUUCUUACAAACGGAUCAGCAAGGAAUGGGGAAGACUUGCUAUCUGAUUAAUUCAGAAUUAAGUGCAAUUUUAUCAUCUACCUUCUAAACUUUUGUGAAAACUGGGAUGAUUCUAUUGUGUAUAUUUCUGGAUAUCUGGAUUUAAUAUGAAAUUAUCUGUGCUAAUUUAAGCUUCGUAGCUUAGCGUAUCUAUAUUUUAAUUAGCCUUCUUUUCUGGAUGAUGUUUCUAUGAUUUGUUUUUAAACCUCAUUGUUGUCCUAAGAAAGUCUUAUAUAAUUUAUCUAAUACUUGAAUAUAGAAAAGUAUUUUUAAAAAUCUGUCUUUAUUUCUUAUAUGUGCUCUCUGAUGUGGUGUUCAGCGAUUUAAAGGGUGGAAUUAGCCAGUUGUGGAAAAAAAAUCACACCAUGAAUUGCAGUUUUCUCUGUCUGUCAUGAAUUCUCUCUAGCCUUCUGUGUUCCUUUUACCAUUUCCUUUACUUUUUUUCUUAUUAUUUUAUGCUAAGCACAAUUUACCUCAUGGUAUGAAUCAUUGGGUUAGGUAAAAUAUUGUCUUCUGUAAUGAUGCUGUCUAGGCACAGUGUGCCUAGACAGAGGGGAACAAACUAUAAAUAUUAUUUUGUUUUAAACUGGAAUAACCCAUUAUGUGCUGGGUGACUGGGAGGACCAAAGUUUUGAUUUUUGAUCACCCAUCACCCUAUUCCCUUAAAGGUCAACAUUUGCUACUACAUGGUUUUUAAAAUUCUGAAGUUGUGGAUGACUUGUGAAUUAGCCUAAUGAGAACGAUGAUUGAAAAACGUUCUCUGAAUGAACUGGGAGACUGAAUUUCUCUACGAAAUAGUGUAGUUGAGCUCUCUAGCUUUCCUGUGCCUCUAAACUAAAUGGUUAGUAGUGCUAACAUGGGCUGAAAUUUAAGCAGGUGUUCAGCUACUGCAGAUCUAGUGUAUUGUGUGGUCUCCCCUUUGUUUUUAAUAUAAGUUAUUCUUUAAGAAGGGGAAAAAAGAAAAGCAAUCCUCACUGAAGAGAAAGUGCAAAACAGUUGUAAGCCUCAAGAUUUCCCCAGCAUUUCAGUACAGCCAUACUAGUCUACUGUUACUUUGUUAGCUGUCUGGUUUUUUUCCCCCUGAAAAAAAGAGUGAGGUUUAACUUCAGCAUUGUGGAAUAAAAGCAGCACCCUGUUACGCAGGAAAAGCGGCAUCACUGGAACAACUGAACUUGUUGGUACGAGUUACAUAACUGUUUUAGAUCAUCUGAGCUCUUGUGUAAUGUUAAGAUUGCUAUAAUGUGGUCCUCUUCUUAACAACUUAAAAAAUCCUGCACAUUUGGAUUAAAUAUGUACAUAUAUCGACACUGGCAAAGAUUAAAAAAAAAAAAAAUCUUUUGUUGGUAACAUUCCAUUUCUUAAUUUAAAUUGUAGCAAUGUCAUUGGAAAUAUUUUAAUGUAUUAUCUGCAUUUGCAAUGCCUGUAAUAUGCUUUAAAAAUUUGUACACAUCAAAUGUAUAUUUUUGGUUUGGCAUAAGCUACUACUGUAUAACUUCUGAUGUUUAUUCGUAUAAUAUAUUCUUACUGUAAUGAAGACAACUUUCUCACCAUGUAAAUAACACUUUUUUAACCUGCUGAAACUGUAACUUGCCCUUUCCUGAUCAGAUGAGAUUGACUUGUCCUGAUCAUGCUUCAAGGAAGUAAGCUAUAGUCCUGCUUGUAGAAUGAGCAGGCAUUUGGCAAAAAAGCAGCCUUAUCUCCAACUGAAAGUCCGUACUGUGAUGUGUGUGUUCUGUAGACAUGGUUACUAGCAUUCUGCUUUUCAGAGUUAAGUGAAUCACAGAGUGACUUAAGAAAUUGCUCUCGAUGUUUGUGGAAAUGUGAGAAAUGAAAAGAGGAUGUAAACAGCUCACAUGAAACAACACAACAGUACUAUAAAAUACGUGUCUCUGUAAAAAAAAAAAACUUAAAACUAAUUAAAAUUUUCAGUCAGUCUUAUGUUUAA
Molecule: messenger RNA, 3012 nt
Organism: Centrocercus urophasianus (Greater sage-grouse)
Lineage: Eukaryota; Metazoa; Chordata; Aves; Galliformes; Phasianidae
Gene: AP1AR
Product: adaptor related protein complex 1 associated regulatory protein
Exons: 10
Coding region: 34-936 (300 amino acids)
Biological process (GO): negative regulation of cell motility; negative regulation of substrate adhesion-dependent cell spreading; regulation of Arp2/3 complex-mediated actin nucleation
Molecular function (GO): AP-1 adaptor complex binding
Source: RefSeq, a predicted model, not a curated record